Molecule: messenger RNA, 1696 nt
Organism: Quercus robur (English oak)
Lineage: Eukaryota; Viridiplantae; Streptophyta; Magnoliopsida; Fagales; Fagaceae
Product: phragmoplastin interacting protein 1
Exons: 4
Coding region: 126-1451 (441 amino acids)
Molecular function (GO): RNA binding; zinc ion binding
Source: RefSeq, a predicted model, not a curated record
UCCGCUGCGCUGUUCGAGAAAAACGGUGCGUUUCACUACUUCUUAGCUUUACAAAGAAAACCCCCCAAACGGUUCGUCUCUCUCUGUGUGGAAGAGCAAGCCGCCAUUGUUGUAGUAUUGUAAGGAUGGUUUUAUCGAACAAGAAGCUAAAGAGAAAGCUAAGAGCCGAGCUAGCCGAGACAAUAACGAAAACCGUGUCAGAAUCAGACCCGAAUAACGGUGGUCCGACAAAACCAGACCCGAAUGCAAAGCCCCAAUUGUCUCUGAAAGAGCUUAUAGACUCGGCGACGCAAAAACCCAGAUUGACAAAGAGAGAGAAACGCAGAAAAAAGUUAUCUUUAGAGGACCCAGAGGCUGUGAAGAGUAGGAGAAGUGGUGGUGGUGGUGACCCUGAAGAGAAAGAAGGUGGGUCUGAGAGUUUGGUUGAGAAGAAGAAGAAAAAGAAGAGGAAGAGAGAGGAGGAGGAGGUAAAGGAUGUUGCUUUGGAUUCAGAGGAAAAUGGGGUUGUGAAGGAGGCCAAGAAAUCUAAUAAGAAGAAGAAGAAGAAAAAGGUUAAGAAGAAGAAGGAGGAGGGUAAGAGUGAGGAAGAGAACAAUGCUGCUGAGCUUGGGAGUGAAGGGAAAGGGGUCAUGGAGACAAAUAAGAAUGGUGAGAGUCAAUCAUAUGAGGAGGUUGUUAAAAAAAUCUAUGUUGGAGGCAUUCCAUAUUACUCGACGGAGGAUGAUAUUCGAAGUUUCUUUGAAAGCUGUGGUACUAUAACUGAAAUUGAUUGUAUGAAGUUUCCUGAGAGUGGGAAGUUCAGAGGAAUUGCCAUUAUUAGUUUCAAGACUGAAGCUGCAGCUAAACGAGCCUUGGCCCUUGAUGGAGCUGAUAUGGGUGGACUGUAUCUAAAAAUCCAGCCUUAUAAGGCAACAAGAGUCAUCAAAUUACCUGAUUUUGCCCCCAAAAUUGUUGAGGGAUACAAUAGAAUCUAUGUUGGAAAUUUGUCAUGGGAUAUAACGGAGGAUGAACUGCGGAAAUUUUUUUCCGACUGCAAUAUAUCAUCUAUACGUUUUGGUGAGGACAAGGAAACAGGGGAGUUCCGUGGCUAUGCCCAUGUUGAUUUCUCUGACAGUUUGUCACUGACAAUGGCAUUAAAGUUGGAUCAACAAAUUGUGUGCGGAAGACCUGUCAAGAUCAGUUGUGCAGUCCCUAUGAAAGGAGCGGGAAUCAAGUCAAGAUCUGCGCAUACAAGCGAAGUAGCUGAUAAUGCUACAAGUCAAGGAGCUGAUAAUACUACAAAUCAAAUAGCUGAUAAUGCUGCAAAUCAAGUAGCUGAUAAAGCUGAACAGAGUUCAGUCAGUGGUAAGAUAAGGAGGAGAACAUGCUAUGAGUGUGGUGAAAAGGGCCAUCUAUCAUCAGCUUGUCCAAAGAAGCAAAAUGCUGAUCCAACAAAUUCUGGUGCUAGUUAAGCAUAUAGGGAGUUACAGAAUUGCCAUCCUUUGUUUCUGUUGAUCUAUCAAUAUUCAUAGAUAGGUGAAAUAGUUUUCUUUUUGUUUAAUUUUAUUUCUCUUUUUAGGAACAACUUUUGCUUAACUUUGUUGGAACGGCCUGAACAGCCACGUGUAGUUGCUGUUAAAGUUAGUAUUCCAAAUUUUGUUCAAAAUGAUUGCUGCAAAGAGUCUAAGGAAUCAGUGAAGCACAUUAUAUUUGAUUA